Molecule: messenger RNA, 3649 nt
Organism: Malaclemys terrapin pileata
Lineage: Eukaryota; Metazoa; Chordata; Testudines; Emydidae
Product: butyrophilin subfamily 1 member A1-like
Exons: 12
Coding region: 294-1859 (521 amino acids)
Biological process (GO): regulation of cytokine production; T cell receptor signaling pathway
Cellular component (GO): external side of plasma membrane
Molecular function (GO): signaling receptor binding
Source: RefSeq, a predicted model, not a curated record
CCAGCUACUGAGUUACUUUCAUUUCUGAAGCUGGUGGGAGCAGCAGAAACAGGCAGCGAUUCCAUUCAGUUACAAAUGCAGUAAAUUAACAACAGACACAAAUGAACAGGACAGAGUCAAACUCCUUGGCUCUGUGUCUCCUGUGCUGAAUGGACGAAACCGCCUCAGCAAAGGGAGUUUUCACAGGAACUCUCCCUAGGGAAUGGCUGUGGAUGCUAGAAAAACUGAGAGCUUCCCAAGGACCCUGAAGCUGCUUGGAAGUGUCCCCACAGGACUCAGCAGACCCAGCUACGAUGACGGGGAAGGUUCCCUUGUUCUCUUGCGGCUCCACAGUGAGCUCAGCUCUGCCCGGCUACGUCGCUCUCUGCCUCACUCUACAGGUUCACAGGCUGGUGUCAGCACAGUUCACAGUGACUGGACCUGACCAUCCAAUCACUGCCUCCCUAGGUGGGGAGGCCGUCCUGCCCUGCCACCUCUCCCCCAGCAUGAGCGCUGAGAACAUGGAGGUGGGAUGGUUACGAUCCCAGGACUCUGAAGUCGUGCACCUGUACCAUGAUGGGCAGGAUCAGUAUGGAGAGCAAAUGCUGGAAUAUAGUGGAAGAACUGAGCUCUUGAGAGACAACAUCACCAAUGGGAGAGUUUCCCUGAGAAUACGCAAUGUCCGACCCUCCGAUGAUGGGCCGUACAAGUGUUUUUUUCAGUCCAGUGUCUUUUAUGAAGACGCUUUAUUGGAACUACAGGUGGCAGGUUUGGGCUCUGAUCCUGUCAUCUCUGUGGAGGGACAUCAGGACGGAGGGAUCCGGGUUGUGUGUCGAUCAUCCGAAUGGAACUCACAGCCCGAGGCUCAGUGGAGAGAUCUCAAGGGGCAGAUCUUACCAUCGGCCUCUGAAAACAUUGCCCAAGAGGCCAAUGGCCUGUUUCAAGCAGAAAUUGCCAUUGUUAUAACAGAAGACUCCAACCAGAAAGUGUCCUGCUCUGUCAGGAAUCCCCGACUCGACCAGGAGAGAGAGACCGCGAUUUCCCUGGCAGAGCUGUUUUUCCCACGAGACAAUCCCUGGAUGUUGGCUCUGGGGGGGAUCCUGCCUCUCCUGGCUGUUCUCACGGCCCUGGCCAGUUACUGCUUCUGGAGGCAACGCAGAGCAAAAGAGACUCUGCAAUCGGAUAAGGAGAGCGAGAAAGAGACCCUGCUGUCUGAAUGGAAGGGAGAGAAAGAGGCUCUGCAAUCUGAGAUGGAGAGACAGAAAGCGGAAUACGAGGCAGCGAAAGAACUGGGACUCACCAGAGCCCAAGGAUACGCAGUGGACGUGACUCUGGAUCCAGACACAGCAAAUCCCUGGCUAGUCCUGUCUGAGGAUCGGAAACAUGUGAGAUGCGGAGACAAACGACAGGAUCUGCCCAACAACCCUGAGAGAUUUGAUGGUUGUGUCUGUGUCCUGGGCACUGAGGGGUUCGCGGGCGGGCGGCGUUACUGGGAGGUGGAGGUGGGAGACAAGACUAGAUGGACUCUGGGGGUUUGUAGGGAAUCUGUGAGCAGGAAGGGGCCGGUCACACUCUCACCUGAGGAUGGAUACUGGGCUGUGCGGCUGAGGUAUGGGGAAUACACGGCCCGCACCUCCCCCCCAACCCCCCUCCCCGUGAGCGUCAGGCCCAGCCGGGUGGGGAUUUUCCUGGACUAUGAGGCGGGCGAGGUCUCGUUUUACAAUGUGACUGACAGGUCCCAUCUCUUCACUUUCACUGGCACCUUCUCCGGGACGCUCCGCCCUUAUUUCAGUCCCUGGUUCAAUGCUGGGGGUACAAACGCGGCUCCCCUGAUCAUCUGCCCGGUCCCAGCUCAGGCCGGAGGGAAUCUCUGUCCCUGACAGUGACCCCGCGGCACAGACUGGCCCCUCCCAGCGCCACUGCUCUGCUCGCCCCCCUGUGGUGGAGGCCGGUUACUGCAGCAACUGGGGUUUUUGUGCUGACCAGACGCUGCCAGUUUCCCUUUUCAGCUGGAGUAGAAAACCGGACACCUGGCAACCCCAGCCCAGGCUGGGUGAAUGGGACCCACUUGCUGGAAGGAACCAGACAGAUUUUCCCCCCUCCCCCUGUGUUUGCUCCAUCCCUGGCACAGGGUGAUGCUGGUAAGAAAUACUGCCAGACAGCUAGUGGGUUUUGCUGCCCUCACCUUUCCCCGUCCGCUGCCAGGUACCAGAUGGUGAUGGACGGGGAUCAUUCACUCCUGUCAGAAUUUUCUACCCCUGUGAAAUCUCAAUGCAAAAUAUGAAAAAAAAGAUUAUUCUAAAUUAGAAAAUGUUAUUGUAAACAAAAACAUUUUCAUUUAUGUUUCAAUAGUACUUCAGAAGCAAGCAUCUAAACAUAUUUUUAGAAAUGGAAUUAUUUACAUUUAUUUUUUUAUUCUUCCCUCAAAUCUAUAUUGAGGUUUAACUUCUCUACAUAGCAUCAUUUGUAUUUCAACUGUGUUACUUCAGGAAAUUCCAAAUAUUUAUCUUAUCAAAAUAAUUAUUAAAAACUGUCAGACUGGGUUGUUCAGUUACAAUGUACAUGUGUCAAAAACAUCAUAACUACACACAUGCAGCUGCUCUCUCUCUCUCCCCCUCUCUUUAUUGUCUUGACUGGUUCUCUCUGGAAGGCAGGGCACGUACACCCACCUCCUGCACAACACCUUUGAAAAUUAAUAGGUGAAAAAAUGAUAGAAUUAAUUAAGCAAUAUAUUUAAAUUAACUCACACAAGAUUAUAAAAUAGUCUUUGAACUUCUGUCAGCAUUAAUUCAUGUGAUUUUUAACUUUCUAGCUACAUAUAAUCGGUAAUCAAAACAUGACCCUUCCUUUCUUGUUCUCACAUCAAUUAACAAAACAUGGUCCCAAACCUCAAAUGCUAUCUUCCUAUAUAUAGAAAUCAUUCUACAAGAUCCUUUUUUUUUUUAGUUUAUUUUUCUUUAGAAAUAUUAUUUGCCACCAGUGUACUGUCAGUGUCCACUGUUGAUUUCAAUGUACUGCUGGGCUCUUCAUGUUCUUGGUUCUAAGGACGCAACAAAUGUAGUUUGGUAAAGAAACAGAGAAGGGGUUGUAUUCCUUUACUGAAUCAUCACAAAUUAACUUAAUUGUAUUAAAGACGCUGGCACUUAAUGGCCCAUAACAUGAAAUUUGGUGAAGCUUUAUUGGGAAACCUUUCUUCUCGGCCAUAAAUCAGUUGAAAGGGUGAUAUUUUUGUUGUCAUGUGACAUUUAGAGCACAAAGAAAAUAAAUGUUAUGCAUCCGAAGAAGUGGGUUCUAGCCCAUGAAAGCUUAUGCUCUAAUAAAUUUGUUAGUCUCUAAGGUGCCACAAGUACUCCUGUUCUUUUUAAAGAAAAUAAAGUUGCUCCUGGAAAUUCAUCACAGUUCCUCUGGGUUCUGUCCACCACCUUCCUGAAUGCUGUGUACAAAUAGUGACUGAUUGAUCUAAUUCCUUGAAAUUAGCAAUUGAACCUCAUUUCUUGAAGCGCUAGCUGAGCAGAGUAUGAGGGAAGGCACGUCGCAUGGUAUUGCUAGGACUCCUUUUUGUUUUAAACGUGAUGCGUUAUGAACAUUUUCAAUGUAAUAAUUCAGUUUUGAAAAUUUAUUCAUGCCCUAAACAUACCUUGAUUAUUUGAAAAUAAAUACCCUAAAAUUA